CUCCAGUGUUUGAUGCUGAUUGGUCAGAAUUGAGAGGUGACGUUAUUUUCGUCACAUCAGACGCUUAUCUUUUAUGGUGAAGAGUCUUGACUGGCAUUAUUGUUCAACCCACCUUAAAGACUGUCGCUCGCUGACAAAAAAAAAGUAUUCCAAACAAAACACUCAACUGUAGAUGGUUUACUGUAAUGAGAGUUAAACUCGUAUUUUAUGGAUAAUUGUGCGCCUGUGCUGUGAUAAAACAUUUACGUUGGAGACAGUGUAUGACCUUCGCUAUACGGACAACCACGCCGUUGUAUCUGUUUGGCGAGGGUGGUGUUGAAGCAUGGACGAUCACCAAACAAUGAUGCACCCAGUUUCACAGAAUCCCACGGUUGGUAUGGGAGGUAAUGUAAUACCUCAACAUACUUAUGGUAUGGAUUCUUCGAAUCAACCGCACACGGCAGAUCAAGAAGUCCGUAAACAUGAUAUAUCGGAAAUACUCCAACAAAUCAUGAACAUCACAGAUCAGAGUCUCGACGAAGCUCAAGCGAGAAAACAUACGUUGAAUUGCCAUAGAAUGAAACCAGCUCUUUUCAGUGUUUUAUGCGAAAUCAAAGAAAAAACAGUUCUAAGUCUACGUAACACACAAGAAGAUGAACCCCCUGACCCACAGUUAAUGAGACUAGACAACAUGUUAAUAGCAGAGGGAAUCACAGGUCCCGAGAAAGGUGGCGGCGCUGUUGCAGCAACUAAUGCGUCGGCAGCGGCCUCUGGUGGACCAGGCCAGCUUGAUCAUACGAUAGAACAUUCAGAUUACAGAUCUAAGCUAACACAGAUUAGACAGAUUUAUCAUCAAGAACUCGAAAAAUAUGAACAGGCAUGCAGCGAGUUUACAGCCCAUGUUAUGAACCUAUUAAGAGAGCAGAGCCGGAAUCGACCAAUCACGUCUAAAGAAAUUGAACGGAUGGUUCACAUUAUCCACCGAAAGUUCAACUCGAUCCAAGUCCAGCUGAAACAGAGUACGUGCGAAGCAGUCAUGAUCCUGAGGUCCAGGUUUCUGGAUGCCAGGAGAAAGAGGAGAAAUUUUAGUAAACAAGCCACAGAGGUCCUCAACGAGUACUUUUAUUCACACCUUAGUAACCCCUACCCCAGUGAAGAGGCCAAAGAGGAACUAGCCAAGAAAUGUGGAAUUACAGUUUCCCAGAUCUCUAAUUGGUUUGGCAACAAACGGAUCAGGUACAAGAAGAACAUUGGUAAAGCACAGGAGGAAGCCAAUAUGUACGCAGCCAAGAAAGCCGCAGCUGUAGGUGGCGCUUCCGCGUACGCCAUGAUAUCGAGCCAAGGACAGAUGAUCAGUCCACCUCCACCACCAGGAGCAGUGCCAUCUAGUGACGGAAUGUAUUCUAUGAGCAUGAACGGUAGCGACUCCUACCAGUCUGUCCCCUCAGUGGGUGCUAGUAUCCAACCACAGCCGAGAUCCACAUUCGACCCUUUACGACAACUAAAUUACUCUGAUGAUCCUCGUGCACUUUACACGCUGCUUCGUGAACGAGCAUCACGUCAGUUAGCCAGUCCGUAAAUCCCUCAACUUCUCUGUCACAACGACAACUAGGAUGUUCCAAACUACCGGGAGGGCUACUCACGGGACAGCACGUCGCCACCCCAUACUGUUGGUAGAGCAGAAGAUCAACCAGCCAGGCUACAUUAGAGAACCGGUGGUUCCUCCUUCAGUAACUCAUUGUACACUGUUACACUAAAACCAACCUGAGUAACUGUGUAAAGUAUGAAUGUAAAUUAACGCUACAGAUGAAGGCAAACAAAGAUUUGGUUCACGCCCACAUGUCCAUGAAUAUGUAGAUUAACAAAUAAUUAUUGUCGAACACAGUCACUAAAACUA
Molecule: messenger RNA, 1876 nt
Organism: Limulus polyphemus (Atlantic horseshoe crab)
Lineage: Eukaryota; Metazoa; Arthropoda; Merostomata; Xiphosura; Limulidae
Product: homeobox protein extradenticle-like
Exons: 9
Coding region: 323-1558 (411 amino acids)
Biological process (GO): animal organ morphogenesis; embryonic organ development; neuron development
Cellular component (GO): nucleus
Molecular function (GO): RNA polymerase II cis-regulatory region sequence-specific DNA binding; DNA-binding transcription factor activity, RNA polymerase II-specific
Source: RefSeq, a predicted model, not a curated record